Prorocentrum cordatum is the source of this 1035-nucleotide messenger RNA. NCBI's taxonomy places the organism in Eukaryota, Dinophyceae, Prorocentrales, Prorocentraceae. The record is from the annotation of a GenBank genome assembly.
AUGAGCUCGUCGAGUGGUGGGUCCAAGUAUCCUCCCACCAUCGCGGAUGGGAGGUUUGAGAUCACUGUCAAGCUCGGCGCCGGCUGCUUCGGGGAGGUCUACCGCGCCGUGGACGCGCAGACCAAGGACGAGGUGGCCAUCAAGAUCGAGCGCGUGAAUGCGAGCUCCCCUCAGCUCGAGCGCGAGUCAGCAAUGCUGAGCGCCCUAGCGCAGCCCGCCCUUCCGCAGGGCUUCCCCAAGAUCCUGCACUUUGGCAGGGAUGGCAAGUUCCUCUGCAUGGUCCUGGAGCUGCUGGGGAAGACCAUCGAGGAUUACGUGCAGCUCUGCAACGGGCACCUCGCCGCUAGGAGCGUGGCGCUCGCUGCCGAGCAGGCGCUCUUGCGAGUGGAGUACUUGCACUCCAAGGGCAUCGUGCACCGUGACAUUAAACCAGAGAAUCUCAUGUUUGGCACCGGUUCAAGGCAGCAUCACCUGUACCUGAUCGAUUUCGGCCUGAGCAAGAGAUAUUACGACAGAAGGCACAUCCGCAUGAACACUAAUCUUUCUCUUACGGGGACGGCCCGCUACGCGUCCAUUAACGCGCACCGCGGAGCCGAGCAGAGCCGACGGGACGACCUCGAGGCUCUCGGCCACAUGUUCCUCUACCUGCUCAGGGGCUCGCUCCCGUGGUCUGGGCUGAACGCCAAGGACAGGGAAGAGAAGUUCCGAAAGAUCCAGGAGGUGAAGGAGAGAACCCCUCUUAGCGACCUCUGCCUGGGCUAUCCCGACGCCUUCGAGCGCUACCUGCGGUACUGCCGCACCCUCGGGUUCAGGCAGCGGCCCGACUACGCAAUGCUGCGGGGGCUUUUUAGCGAGCUGAGAGGCAGCAUAUCCCAGCAGGAAGACUGCCAGCUCCAGGACCACGAGUUCGAGUGGAACGCCGGGAAGGAGCUGGAUGGCCUCGAGCCGCUUGCGCCCGCGCCCUGCCUCGCCCAGCCAGACGACGGCGAGGCCUCGCAUCUUCCGCGCGCGUUCCGUUGUUUCUGUGGCCUCUAG